This is a messenger RNA of Knipowitschia caucasica, 738 nucleotides long. Lineage: Eukaryota; Metazoa; Chordata; Actinopteri; Gobiiformes; Gobiidae. The record is from the annotation of a GenBank genome assembly.
AUGGAAGGUCCUCACUUGACUGAAGAGGAGAUGACAGAGAUUAAAAAAGACGUCUUGAUCCACAUGCGGCACUUUCUCUGUGAGAGGAUCCGUGCGGAGCGUCACUUGGACUUCCUGAGGUCCCGGAGGAUCUUGUCCCGGGACGAUGCGGAGGAGAUCAGCUGCAGGUCCACUCAGAGGAAGAGGACCGCACUUUUACUGGACUUUCUGAUGGACAACCCCAGAGGACUGGACGCACUGCUGGACUCCAUCAGAGAGAUGCGCUCACAAAACUUCAUCAUCACCCAAGUUACAGAUGAACUGCAAAAGGCUAAAAACGAGAAGCUUGAGUCUCUUAGAGCCGCUGCUUCCAGUUCAUCGGACUUGACUCCUGGCACGACCCCCACCUCGGACCUAUCGUUUUGCAACACCUCCACUUUGCUUUUUUCCCCGGAGGGAGAGAAGAACCCCUCCACUUCAGAUUUAGGAGCUUCACUCAACCUCAUGUCUCUGCAGAAGGGGGCCGAGUUGAGCUCCGUGGCCUGCUCCCACCUACCCCCCGCCUCCACAUCCACCUCCGCCAGUCUCCCCAAACCCGGAGACGCCGGAGCACCACCUCUGCCGGACCAAGCGUUGAUGGAAUCCUCCUCCGAUAUAGACGCUGCCUCCGCUGGGUGUUCCACUACAGGAGGAGACCCCAACUUCCAGCCGCUCAGAUCACGCUCUCUCACUCCAACUUCAGCCAGGAAUAUUUUUUGA